UCUCUCGCCACAUUUGACAAAUGCAGUGAGAAAACACAUUUUCAGCGAACGAGACCAAUCUUUUGAGUUUAUAUUAUAAAAUUGAAGAAAAAAGGAAAUAUUUUGCGGUAAAAGUCGUUUUGUAAUCGGAAAAUUUAUUGGAUAAUUUAGAAAAUGACGCAACGAGAAGCAGAAUUAAGUGAAACCCACAGAAGAGCACCCAUGGAUUUUGGCGAGCUUCGAAAUGACACAGACUUUAUUACAAAGUCCACCAAUUUGGAGAAAUCAUUGGAUGCAAUCGAUGAACAAAUUUCGGCCGCCUGUGAUUUUCCAAACUACGAUGAUUUAAGCACCGAAGACAAGGUCAAAUACGAUUUGUACUUGUCGUAUUCAAUCAAUUCACUCUACUGGAUGUACUGCAAACUUCAGGCCAUCGAUGCAAGUUCGAAUCCAAUCCGGAACGAGAUAUCACGAGUUAGACAGGCAAUCGUACGAGACAAAGAUAUUUACGAGCGAAAAACAAAGCGACCAGUUUUGGAUAAAGGUGCUGCUGGCCGAUUCAUUCGACAUGGUUUACACGAAAAACGACCCACCGACAAAGAGCUGCUCGGACCAAAACCCAAACACAAACGUUUCAACGAAGACGAUUAAUUUGAUUUAUUGCAUUUUCAACGUUUUUUUUUUCUAAU
Molecule: messenger RNA, 668 nt
Organism: Sitodiplosis mosellana (orange wheat blossom midge)
Lineage: Eukaryota; Metazoa; Arthropoda; Insecta; Diptera; Cecidomyiidae
Product: nuclear nucleic acid-binding protein C1D-like
Exons: 3
Coding region: 154-630 (158 amino acids)
Biological process (GO): regulation of gene expression; maturation of 5.8S rRNA
Cellular component (GO): nucleolus; exosome (RNase complex)
Molecular function (GO): DNA binding; RNA binding
Source: RefSeq, a predicted model, not a curated record